This is a messenger RNA of Oikopleura dioica, 693 nucleotides long. The record is from the annotation of a GenBank genome assembly. Lineage: Eukaryota; Metazoa; Chordata; Appendicularia; Copelata; Oikopleuridae.
AUGGCCGAGCAAAAGGAAAUCGUUGAACAACUUGUUCAAAUCCGUCAAGACAUCGACGGAUUCCUCACAAACUUGCUCGAAGAGCCAGAAUUGGCAAGAACUGGAAAGAACUUGCUUUCUUCCGUUUCAAAGGGAAUGGGCAAGGUUCUAGGUCUUCGAUCUAAUCGAAACCAGCGCCAGGAAGGAGCUCAACCUGCUGAAGAGCAAGUCGACCCUUUGGCUGAGCCUCAGGCCCGUCGAAACUUGUUCUCUCAACCGGAGAACAACGCUCCCCUCAACGAAAGCAUCGGAGAGGCUGAUUCGCUCGAAGAGCGAACUUUUAACCUCCGAUACCCGGGAAACACCGCGGGUAACCAUGACGAAACCCCUGCUGUCUUGCCUCUCUGGAUUGGAGAAGAGGAUAUCAGCAUGAACGAUCCCAGAGAGAAUAUCUCUCUGGCCACGCACUUGAGUGCCCACCUGACCCCUGUCCAGAGAGAAGAGGUCCGACGAGUUUGCGAGCGGCUAUUCGCCCAGCGCAACGAACGAAUGAACAACCUCUGGAACGAUCUCCAGAGCCAGCAGAUCAAGCUGCACUUCCGAACUCGUUCGGGAAAAUCUUUCAGCUUGGCUGGCGCCGGCUGGCAAGAAGACGAAGAGUCUGGCGAGAACAUGGAUCAGACCGUCGCUCCCGAAGAACCAUCCCUCGGUUAA